This is a messenger RNA of Lucilia cuprina (Australian sheep blowfly), 1374 nucleotides long. RefSeq names its product peritrophin-48-like. Gene Ontology annotation, cellular component: extracellular region. NCBI's taxonomy places the organism in Eukaryota, Metazoa, Arthropoda, Insecta, Diptera, Calliphoridae. The record is from RefSeq and is a predicted model, not a curated record. The transcript has 3 exons. Gene Ontology annotation, molecular function: chitin binding. Bases 91 to 1212 code for a protein of 373 amino acids.
AUAAGUUCAGUAGUAAUUUUAACACGGAAUCGAAAAGGUUGCUUGUUUUUUUGAGGACUUAAGCGAACUUAUCUAGUGAAAUUAAACGAAAUGUGUGUUAAAACUUUAUUGGCAAGUGUUGCCAUUAUGCUAAUAGCAACUGUUAAUGCUGAAUACAAUGUGGCCAAAUAUUGUGAACUUGUAAAGAUCGGUACGUUAAUGCCCAGCAUGGUAUCCUGUCAAGAUUAUUACAUAUGCGGUCUUAAUAACCAACCAAUACCAGUCAAAUGCGGCGCUAAUACUGUUUUCGAUAAAGAUACACAAGGCUGUGUACCUGAGGCACAGGGAAACUGCAUUUUAAGUGUAGAUAAUCCAUGCGAAAAUAAGGAUGGAACAUUUGCUCCCAGUUCUAAAGCUUGCAAUGAAUGGCAUUAUUGUUUAAAUGGCAAUAUAGCAGUAAAUGGUAGCUGUCAACUAGGACAAAUAUUUAACGCCUCUAACAAUUCUUGCAUUUAUGGCGCUUGUAAUUCAGAUGACGAUAGCAAUAGUGAUUUUACACCUGUCCUUAACAUUUGUGAUAUUAUGCAAAAUGGUCAAUUCUUUGGUGAUUUCGAAAAUUGCAAUAAAUGGCAAAAGUGUAAUAAUGGAAAACUGCAAAAAGGCAUUUGUCUAGGCAAUUUGGUUUACGAUACGAAAAAUGGCAUGUGUUUACAAAAUGAUGGCACAAUGUGUGAAAGAACCAAUGGUAUGGUAAGUGAAGACGGAGGUGCACCUGAUGAAUCAUUAUGUACAUCAUCUAAUGAUGGGCCUCUUCCCGAUAAACUAACGUGUUCCGUUUAUUAUGAAUGCAAAGAAGACACCACAUCGACAUCGACAACUUAUAAAUGGAUAAAAGAACAUUGCACAAAUGGUCAAUAUUUUGAUGUUUUUAUUGGGGAUUGCGUAGAUCGUACGAAAGCUCGUGUCUAUAAAGGUUGUAAUCGUUGUGAAUUCACUACAGGCAGUACCACAUAUUGGGUAAAUGCCGUCAGUAAUGAUUGUACAAAAUUCAGUACUUGCAGAAAUGGGCGAAAAAUAACUAAUGAAGAUGGUAGUUGUAGUCCUAAGUAUUAUUUCAAUGAAGCAGAUCAAUAUUGCAUUAUGGGUAAUUUCGAUAAUUAUGCUGAAACAAAUGGAGCUUGUCAAAAUUAUACAUGUGAUGGUUAUAAUUGCAUGCUAAAUUCACCAGUUUAAUAAAAUAAUUUUCAAUAAACAAUACUUUUUCAAAAACUAAAAAUAAUACAAUUUCAUCAUCGACCUAAAAAAUAUUUUAAUAUUAAUCAGUCUAUAAGAGAUUGGACAAAAUUCGGAAAAAAAAAUAAACAAACAAAAAAAUUCUUAUUUUAAAAAGUAAAA